UUUUACCCCCUCUUGCGUCACGUCACCAUCUCCUCCUGGCGCAAAAAGGAAAGAGAUGGCAGAGCUUCGGCCCGUUCAGACGGGGCCGCGAUCCGUAGCUUCCUCUCUUUCGGAGCCUCCUCGGCGCCCGGUUGCACAAGAGACGCCCCAUUUCCGAGGUCGACGGAACUCCCCGCCGCCCCGGCCGGCAGAGAGGGGCAGGCGUUUGCCGGGCCGAGGGGAGGUUUCCCUGGACCGAAAAGGGAAGUGACGCCAAGCAAGGGUUCCCGGAAGCGACUGGCUCCUGUGUGCGAUUGUAGUGUUUUCACUUUUUUCAUGCAAGUUGCAGCAAGGGGGGGGGAGAGAAGAAGAAGGCGAGAGAGAAAGGUUGCAUCCUGUACUCCAGCUUGGCAGCUUAGCCACCUGCCCAUCCCCUGUACUCUCUCACACAGCUCCUAUGGCCCUAUAAACCUUGCAAUGUGGCUCUCAACUAGCUGAGUUCUCUUCCCCGCUGUGGGGAGAAAGGUGAGAUGGCGUUUAUGGACGGCUGGCCCUCCGCUACAUUUUCACCACAUUGUGCAGUUGAAAAGUGGGACGUGGGAAGGACUGGCAAUGCAGUGCUGCUGUGGCUGAUGCCCUGAGAUGGCCAAAACAGGCACGGAUGAAUCUCAAUUACCACUGGAAGGUGGAGAACCUGCUUCACAGGUCAAAGACGAGCGGUCAGAAGCUAAGCCAGAGUCUCAGAGCACAGUGAAAAUUGAGGUGGUUUGCACAGAUGAUGGAGAGAGCUCUACGCACAGUGCUGCCGAGGAGCCGGCCCGCAAGCGCAAAAAGGGCCCCGCUCCGAAGAUGUUGGGCGAUGAGGUGUGUAGCGUGUGUGGAGACAAGGCUUCAGGGUUCCACUACAACGUCCUCAGCUGUGAGGGCUGCAAGGGCUUCUUCCGGCGUAGCGUCAUCAAGGGAGCCCGGUACACUUGCAAGGGCAGCGGGCAAUGCCACAUGGACAUGUAUAUGCGCCGGAAGUGCCAGGAAUGCCGUUUGAAAAAGUGCCGGCAGGCAGGCAUGCGGGAGGAAUGUGUUCUGUCAGAAGAACAGAUCCGUAAGAAGAAGAUCCGCAAACAGCAAGAGGGCGAAGGUGCCUCAAGCAUGGAGGGGAGUGGCAGUGGGGAGGUUCUCCGAGUGCCCCCUCUGCCCUGUGAUCCUGCUUUAUCCCAGCCCGAACCAGCUCCCCUCACGCCGCAGCAGGAGGGUAUGAUCCGGCAACUGGUGGCAGCACAACAGCAAUGCAAUAAAAGGAGCUUCAGCGACCAGCCCAAAGUCACGCCCUGGCCAAUGGGCAGCGACCCCAACAGCCGGGAAGCCCGUCAGCAGCGUUUUGCCCACUUCACGGAGUUGGCCAUCAUCUCUGUGCAAGAGAUAGUGGACUUUGCCAAGCAGGUGCCCGGUUUCCUGCAGCUGUCCCGGGAAGACCAGAUCGCACUGCUCAAGGCCUCCACCAUCGAGAUCAUGCUGUUGGAGACGGCACGACGCUAUAACCAUGAAACCCAGUGCAUUACAUUUCUUAAAGACUUCACGUACAGCAAAGAUGAUUUUCACCGUGCAGGCCUGCAGGUAGAGUUCAUCAACCCUAUCUUUGAGUUCUCCCGGGCCAUGCGGCAGCUGCAGCUGGACGACGCUGAAUACGCUCUCCUCAUUGCUAUCAACAUCUUCUCUGCUGACCGGCCCAACGUGCAGGAUCAUGGCUUGGUGGAGGUGCUGCAGCAGCCCUACAUUGAGGCCCUCAGCUCCUACAUCCGCCUCCAUCGCCCGCAGGACCAUCUGAUGUUUCCACGCAUGCUGAUGAAGCUGGUGAGCCUGCGGACCUUGAGCAGUGUACACUCGGAGCAGGUGUUCGCUCUGCGCCUGCAAGACAAGAAACUGCCACCGCUGCUUUCCGAGAUCUGGGAUGUCCACGAGUAAACAUUUGGGGGGGCGGUUGGAUAAGGGUGCAAGCCCUCCCUCUCAGACCUCUUCCUCCAGGUCCAAGCAGUCACGGUUCUCUGUUAAGGAUUCUUUGGACCUCAGCACAAGACUUGGCCAUUGACGGAUUGUUGGUCCCGCCAGAGGAACUGUAUCAAGGGGUGGGGGCUAUGAAGCACUUUUUUCCUCCUCUCUACCCAACCCCUCUACUUAUAUUUCCUUCAGCAUUUGCCUCUCUACUUUUGGUUUCGGAGAAGGGAAGAGGCCGGUCAUAGUUGUACUCUUGGUGGGAAUACGGGGGAAGAUGCAAUGGAAAUCUCCCUGAAGACCUACGCCCCACACUUCAGAAUGCAUUAAGGACCCUGCGCCAGUAGGGUUUUUUAGCCUGACAACACCUGUACCUGCCAGUCCUCCCAGAAAGCAGGGAAGGCAUAUUGCAGUAGAAAAGAAGACUGAGGGGCUAGUCGUAUGCCUGGGGUGUGUGGGUGACAAGACGCCCAGAGAAAAAUAAUAAACUCAGAUAUGUCACUCCAAA
This is a messenger RNA of Pogona vitticeps (central bearded dragon), 2473 nucleotides long. It is a transcript of the gene NR1H2, whose product is annotated as nuclear receptor subfamily 1 group H member 2. Gene Ontology annotation, biological process: lipid metabolic process; negative regulation of transcription by RNA polymerase II; positive regulation of transcription by RNA polymerase II. The record is from RefSeq and is a predicted model, not a curated record. Gene Ontology annotation, cellular component: RNA polymerase II transcription regulator complex. Lineage: Eukaryota; Metazoa; Chordata; Lepidosauria; Squamata; Agamidae. Gene Ontology annotation, molecular function: RNA polymerase II cis-regulatory region sequence-specific DNA binding; nuclear receptor activity; zinc ion binding.